Molecule: messenger RNA, 1539 nt
Organism: Phytophthora sojae
Lineage: Eukaryota; Oomycota; Peronosporomycetes; Peronosporales; Peronosporaceae
Exons: 1
Coding region: 1-1539 (512 amino acids)
Source: RefSeq, a predicted model, not a curated record
AUGGACGCCGAGCAGCUCCCCUUGGUGCACCGCGACGGCUCUGGCCCCGGCGCUGGAGCCAGCAGCAGCGACUCGCUGCAGCAGCAGCUCUCCAGCUACCACGAGCGCCAGCGCGCGCGCCAGAAGCGGCGCCACCGCUCCAAGACUGUGGGGCGCGCCACCGUGGGCUUCCUGGCCGCCUCGCUGCUCGCGCUGCUUCUGGUGGCGCUCUCGUGGCCGGCGCAGCGCAAUGAGCGCGCGCUGGAGCUGCGCGCGCUGCUGGACGCCUACGAGCACGCGCGCAACUUCUCGGGCGUCGUGCGGCUGAGCCACAACGGCCAGAAGAAGCUACAGCAGGCCAUGGGGCUCGCCAACGUGCCGUUCGCGCAGCCCAUGCACGAGCACAGCGUCUUCCCCAUGGGAGCGCACGUGCAGCUGCUCACGGCUGUAGCCAUGUACCAGCUGCAGGAGAAGCGUGUCGUGGCGCUCGAGCGGCCUGUGGCCGAGUAUCUGACGGUCAAGGACUGGAAGGAGUUCGGACUCGAGAGGAACCAGACUGCGUGGUGCCCCAAGGUCGGUACGGCCGGCGACUGCGAGCAGGUGACGUUCCAGCACUUGCUGUACAUGGGCUCGGGCAUCCAGAGCAGGGAGACGACAAGCGUGCAGACGUUGGAGACGUUGGGGUCCUUCGGUCGACAGGUCGGACAUUUCAUCGACGCCCCGCUGGCGUUCAAGCCCGGCACGAGCUACAAGUACGCGGACGAGAACUACGUGCUGCUUGCGUACAUGGUGGAGAAGCUGAGCGGACUGUCCUUCGGAGAGUACCUGGACAAGCACGUGUUCAAGGUGCUGGGCCUGAAGCUCACGCGGUUCGAUCCGUACGCGGGGGCUCUGGGAACUCGACAUGGACUUGUGGACCAGUACGUGCAGUUCUACGCGCAUCGCAAGCCGAACGUCAGUGAGAGUGAGAGUGAGAGUAGCAGUAGCAGCUCGAGUGGACCUGACCAGAUCGCGGAGAAGCAUCUGCAUCACAUGGCGACGGGAUCGUGCGCCAUCUACCAGGGACUCGACAACAGUCUUCACGGGUUGCAGUCCACUGGCAAGGACAUGCACAAGAUCUACACGGACCUCUUCCACGAGCGCGGCCACCACUCGAAGCUUCUGAUGCCCAAGUCGAUCGAGCAGAUCCUCAACACUCGCAACCCAGAGUUCCCCGCGUUUGGGCAAGGAAUUGGCGUCGAUUUCGAAGAGACCCCUCAACCAGCGGCGUGGCCCGCAAAGAUCGCGUUCUGUGGUCGCACGGCCUGCACGACGACCUGCAUGGCGAUGCAGAUACCCGCAGCCAACAUGUCCAUCGUCGCCAGCGCGUUCAGCAACGACGUGCGUCUGUACUUCCCGACUGUCGACGCGUUCCAGGUGUACACACCGCGUGAUUUCCUCGAUAAGCGCGAUACUGCAGUCGACAAGAACGCGUUCAAGAAGAACGACGGUGAGGUGAACACGUUGGCGUGGAGCUUGCUGCAAGUUUUUCUACGAUACUACGCAGCCCCCGAUAAGUGA